AUGGGCAACUCCACGUCUACAGACUCCGCUCGGCUGAAAUCCCGUCUUAACCAUGAGAUUGUCCCGAAUAGAAAACAGCACCUAAACUUCGUUGAUUACAAGGAUAAACCGUCAACUUCCACCGCAACAAUCCUUUCCACCCAAGAGAAAGCCUCCAGGAAACAAAGCCCCAACUUGAGCGGUAUCCCCACCGUUAAUGACCAACUGAUAACGAUCCAUGACACUUAUAUCGACCAGCUGGCGUCAACAACAACCGAAGAAGAUGAUGCGGAGGGCAAUCUAUCCCUGGUUACCACAAUCUCAUCUUCCAAUUACUCUCUCAGUGAUGCUGAUGAAGAGCUGAACGAUAAUGCUUUACAUAACGAUAACGAUUCACACCCAAAACCAAAAGCUAAAACUCUCAAUGUUUUCUUGAAAUGGAAACCUCUUCAUUUCAAGUACUCCGAUGAUGUGUAUAUUAUUGCUAAUUUUCUGGAUAACUGGUCCACUAAAUGCUACCCCAAAGUGAUUAAGGACGACAAAAACAAAAACAUUGUAUACCUUUGCUUCGAGUUUCAAAAGCUCCGAAUAGGCUCCAUAUACAAGUUUCAGCUCAUCGUCAACGAUAACCUUACCAUCAUCGAGCAUGAUAUCCUACCAAAAGCAACUACUUCCAGUGGGAAUAUUGUCAACUGGUUUGAAAUUUCCACUGCUAACUUUGACUACCAUGAUGAUCAUGUCUAUAUCAAACCUCUAACUGUGACUUGCGAAGAGAAGGAUCAAGGAAAGAUCCACAACAUUGCUCGAGCUAAGUCUCCCCAUUUCAGUUCCGUAUCUUCCACUAGGAAUAACUCUGUUACAUCUUUUUCCAAAGCAGCCAGCAGGUCUUCCAAAUAUUCCAGUGAAAUUCCCUACUAUUUCAAUUCCGACGAGAUAAUCUAUCCCCAGGAUAAGCACCCUGCCAAUACUAAUCUCAAUAGAAACCAUUCCUUUUAUCUCAAACUAUUGAGCUUGCCCGAACCGCCUCUUCUUCCCCCAUAUUUAGAUUCAAUUUUACUUAACGACCGACACAAGACUAAAUCAAAGAAACAAAGCUCAAAACCUCAAGCGUUGCAUGGAAAGAAUAGUAAUAUUAAUGCUGACCGACGGUACUCACUUCCAAUUAACAAUCUAAAUAUUGCCGAUAAGUACUCUAGGCCACAAGAAUUUGUGGAAGAUGAACAAUCAAUUGCUUCAGGACAAAAAAAUAAGGAAGCAGACCACUCCAUGUUCAAGAGAGGUUUCAAGGACAACUCGAUGCACAACAUCACAGAAUCGAUGGUUGCCAAAAGUCAAACCACAGAAAAUCAACAGAGAGAAAUUGUCCCUACGCAUGUCAUGUUGAACCACCUGAUUACUUCCAAUAUUUCCAAUGACAUUAUUCAUGUUAGUGUUAUUCACCGGUACCAGGGAAAGUACAUUACCACGAUUCUAUAUACUCCAGUUGAUUCGUAA
Komagataella phaffii GS115 is the source of this 1473-nucleotide messenger RNA. RefSeq lists its product as hypothetical. Gene Ontology annotation, cellular component: nucleus; nucleotide-activated protein kinase complex; cytoplasm. The coding region runs from base 1 to 1473 and encodes 490 amino acids. The record is from RefSeq and is a predicted model, not a curated record. The transcript has a single exon. Gene Ontology annotation, molecular function: protein kinase binding. NCBI's taxonomy places the organism in Eukaryota, Fungi, Ascomycota, Pichiomycetes, Pichiales, Pichiaceae. Gene Ontology annotation, biological process: signal transduction.